Coniophora puteana RWD-64-598 SS2 is the source of this 1812-nucleotide messenger RNA. RefSeq names its product phospholipid diacylglycerol acyltransferase. Lineage: Eukaryota; Fungi; Basidiomycota; Agaricomycetes; Boletales; Coniophoraceae. Gene Ontology annotation, molecular function: phospholipid:diacylglycerol acyltransferase activity. The coding region runs from base 1 to 1812 and encodes 603 amino acids. The transcript is spliced from 14 exons. Gene Ontology annotation, cellular component: cytoplasm; perinuclear endoplasmic reticulum. The record is from RefSeq and is a predicted model, not a curated record. Gene Ontology annotation, biological process: triglyceride biosynthetic process; lipid storage.
AUGCAGCCCCUCGACCUGCGCGACUUCCAUACACAGCUCCUUCUCUUCCUCGAUGAAUACGACUUCGCCGUCAAACUUCCCGACCUUGACCUCUCCGCAGUCGAGACAGAGUGGCUGCGCUUCAAGUCUAACAUCCCUGAAGUCUGGAAACUCAACAAUGACGGACGCGAGUUCCAGGUUGGUGAGGCUGCCAAAGCCAGGGGACUGACUGCAAAGCACCCGGUUGUAUUGGUUCCAGGGAUUGUGUCCACUAGUCUGGAGAGCUGGUCGACAGAACCCGAAUACAGGACCUUUUUCCGCGAGAAGAUGUGGGGCGGAUUCAACAUGAUCACCCAAGUCACGUUCAACCGCGAUCGCUGGAUAUCCGCCAUGAUGCUCGAUCCCCACACUGGCCUCGACCCCCCUGGUGCUAAGGUGCGCGCUGCGGAGGGCGUUGCCGCCGCCAGCUCGUUCGUCCAGGGGUAUUGGAUCUGGUCCAAGGUCAUCGAAAAUCUUGCGGUCGUCAACUAUGAUACCAACAACCUACAUCUCGCACCUUACGAUUGGCGUCUUUCACUCUCGAAUCUCGAAGAGCGCGACGGAUACUUCUCCAGAUUGAAGUCCACUAUUGAGGGUCUUCGGAAACGUCAGAAAAGCAAGGUGGUCAUCGCGGCACAUUCGAUGGGCAGCACGGCAAGUCGUCGCCCUUUGCUGCGAAUUAGAUGGGUCGAAUCGCCAGAGCACGGGAAUGGCGGGCCUGAUUGGGUCGAGAACCAUAUCGAGACCUACAUCAGCGUCGCCGGAACGCACCUUGCAAAGGCUAUGUCCGCCUUCCUGUCGGGCGAGAUGAAGGAUACGGUGCAAAUGAAUCCUGCGGGCGCAUACGUGCUCGAGCGUUUCUUCUCGCGCAAAGAACGGCAAAAGCUCUUCCGCAGCUGGGCGGGCAGUGCGAGUAUGUGGAUCAAGGGUGGCUCAGACGUAUGGGGCAACACCUCUUUUGCGCCGGACGACCCAGCAGACGCAACUCACACGCACGGCGAAUUAAUUGCUUUCCGGUCCCUUGCAUCAUCGACAACAGGCACACGCAACAUGACUGCAGACGAAGCAAGCACUUGGAUCCUUGAGCGAACGCCGUCUGCGUUCCAGAAGAUGAUUGACACAAACUACAGUUUCGGGAUCGAGCGAGACGAGGAGGUGCUAAAGAGGAACGAUGGAGACCCAACGAAAUGGAACAAUCCUCUCGAGGUCCGGCUACCAAACGCACCGUCAAUGCGUAUCAUCUGUGUAUACGGACAUGGCAAGGAUACCGAGCGUUCAUACUGGUAUGCCCACGGCCCGCAAGCAUAUGGUGACCUUGCCGUCGACGCAGCCACCACUGAGCCCGUAUGCGACGACACUGAGGACGCUGAGGAUGACGCCAGUGGAACAGAGUGUAGCUCUCGCAUGCCGCUCGAGCUUCCGCUUGCACAGACGAGUUGGAUUGACUCGGAGUACACGGAUGAGAGCGUCGUGCCUAAGGUCAGAAACGGCGUGAAGAUGGGAGAAGGUGACGGCACUGUAUCGCUCCUCUCUUUAGGUGCAAUGUGCGUCGAGGGGUGGAAACGCCCACGAUGGAACCCGGGCGGCAUCAACAUCACGACGGUUGAGCUUCCGCACCGUCCGGUUCCCACCAUACCUCGCGGUGGCGCGAAUACGAGUGACCACGUCGAUAUCCUUGGUUCGACGGGUUUGAACGAGAUUAUUCUCAAAGCGGCGACGGGCGCGGUGGAAGAAAUCGAGGACUCAUUUGUGUCACGAAUACGAGAGUAUGCGGCACGAAUCAAGUGGGACUAG